Penicillium maclennaniae is the source of this 3798-nucleotide messenger RNA. RefSeq lists its product as uncharacterized. Gene Ontology annotation, biological process: protein autophosphorylation; phosphorelay signal transduction system; regulation of DNA-templated transcription. Gene Ontology annotation, molecular function: histidine phosphotransfer kinase activity; phosphorelay sensor kinase activity. The record is from RefSeq and is a predicted model, not a curated record. Lineage: Eukaryota; Fungi; Ascomycota; Eurotiomycetes; Eurotiales; Aspergillaceae. The transcript is spliced from 2 exons. Bases 1 to 3798 code for a protein of 1265 amino acids.
AUGCACCAGCUAGGUCGUCUUGGAGACCAGGACUCAAUCUGCAACAUCGCAAGUGAUAUGAAAGGCAUCACUGGUGAUCACCACUGGAAGGUCAUAUACCACGGUCCCGAAGAUAGAAAGAAGCAGUCGGAUGACAAAAAAGUCCUUGCGCGAACACUAUCAGAGCCGAAAACGAUGUGCAUAUUGUCCGAUGUAAAGACCGAGAUAUCCACGGUGACCGAGCUGCCUCGCUCCAAAUUGAAGCUUCCUCAAUUUGCCAACGAGACCACAGAACGCGUAUUUCCCAUCCAAUCUGUUCUUUCUUUCGAUUCCAAUCCUUCCUCGGCUCUCCAAACACCAUCGCUGGAUAAACUUGAGACUCCGUUUUCUCCUUUCAGUGAUGUGUUCAUAAAAGGGUCGAUCGAUGAGAGGAUUGGAGCAUCCAAGAAGCGGCCGAACUAUCUGGUUCGCAUGCGCAAAGAAAGAGGGAGUUACUCUGGAGUAUCGCCAUUACUCCCAAUAGUUCCGACUCUUGGCCAUCCUUUUCCAAGUUCAGAAGCAUUUCCACUCAACGCUCGCAGUUCUCCAGAGCGUCCUACUCUUCAGGAGCAUUUACACAGCACCAUUCUCGAAGGUGGGAGAAUCUUGAAUACUAGUGGAAAGACCCAAGGGAUGCAAAGCUUAGUCGAAGAUGAAGCUAGCACCGUGAUCCAGCCAUUUGGUGCAUUAUUUGUUAUCUGCGGAUCCGGCGAUACCUUUGCUGUCCAGAUUGCCAGCAGCAAUUCGGCUGAUAUCUUGGGCUACAGCCCCAAGGAGCUGUUCGGACUCGAGUCAAUUCACAGUCUGCUGCCUGAACGUGAGCGGAGCGUUUUUCUUUCGCAUGUCCGAUGUGUGUUAGACGAGGAGUAUGAUGUUGAGGUCUCUGGGCCCGAGAUCUUCGAUCUGUCCCUCAUGACCGCGACAGGUGAAAUAAAGCGCCUUUGGUGUACUAUGCAUACAAGUAAUGCGUGUAAGAACUAUGUCAUUUGCGAGAUGGAACUGGAGCCAGUCAACGAAAGCGAUGCUCAUGAAGACCCAAACUGUAAUAAGGGAAUGAGCGAUCACAAAAACAUCGAAGUCGUGGAUCAGAGGCCAGCAACUGUUAAAACCGAGCUUCUGAAUGCCCUUCCUCGCGUUCUGCAACGGAUAGCCAGCGCGCAGACAUUACAGGCUCUUAUACAGCAUACCAUGUUAUGUCUGCAGCAAUUGACCCAGUUUGACCGCUUGUCUAUGUUUCAUUUCGACGGCAAUCGUAACGGGGUUGUCAUGGCAGAUACUGCCGACCCAAUACUAGGCCUGGAGUCGUAUGAAGGUAUUCACUUCGAAGAGUCAGCAUUCCCAGAAGAUUUGAAGAGAAAUUAUUUGCGCAGUCCAGUGUCCUUCUCCUAUCGGAAAGGGAAUGAGACUGCCAAGCUGGUGUAUCGAGAGUCGGCAAAUCGAUCGAGCCAGGACUUGUCACACUGCUACCUACCUGUGCGUGCCGAGUCUAUUAGGACGGAUAGGCCGAUGCAAGCCUGCAUCUCCAUUGGUAUUAAUAUCUUCGGAAAGUUGUGGGGCUUGAUCCUGUGUCAAUCCUACAAUGCUGAUGUACAACCCCAUCCACUUCUUCAGAAGGUGUGUUGGUUCAUGAGCGAGGCAGUCUCUUGUAAUAUCGAGCGCCUUUCUUAUACACUGCCAUUUCAGUCGCAAGUAAAGAGUGCAUCUCCGAUAUGUGGUUAUAGUGAAGGCAAUGUGAAGUGUCCAUCUGGCGAUCUUCUCUGUCUGUUCGGUGCUGAUUAUGCCGCCGCCUCCAUCUUGGAGGAAAUCAAGAUCUUGGGCAAACCAUUCGACUCUCAGGAAGCUCUCGCCCUUCUGAAGUAUAUGCGCUCCAAGGAGCUCGACACUGUGCUCUGGUCAACGGAUAUUCUGUCGGAUUUCGAGGACCUGGAGUAUUCACCCGGUUUCCGGCAUCUGUCGGGAUUGUUGUAUAUACCACUAUCAGCUGAAGGCCAUGACUUUAUAAUAUUCUUUCGGAGUGAUACCCACCACGAGAACCGUCAAAAUCUAGCGAGUACCCGGCAAGAUGACCGCGACAAGCCAAGCCGCCAGACGGAAUGGUCUGCUGCGGAAUUCGGAAAAGCAUCAAUGUUGUCUCUGCUCUAUCGAACCUUUAGCGAGAUAUGGCAAGAGAAAGAGGCCGCGAUGCAAAACAACCAACUGAUGAGAUUACUGCUCGCCAACUCGGCACAUGAGUUCCGCACGCCACUGAAUGCAAUCAUCAAUUACCUGGAAAUUGAAUUAGAUGGAAGCCUUAAUCAGGAAACCCGGGAAAACCUAUCUAGAUCACAUUCGGCCUCCAAGUCGCUCGUCUACAUUAUCAACGACCUCCUUGAUCUCACCAACGCCGAGAACGGGCAGAAUCUCAUCAAAGACGAAGUCUUCAGUCUCUCUGACACUCUUUGCGAGGCCACCGAUAUCUUUUGGGAAGAAGCAAGACAGAAAAAUGUGGAUCUUCAGGUCGUGCAGCACGCUGCAUUGCCCCAGGUACUCGGCGAUCAGCGUCGUGUGCGGCAAGUUAUCACCAAUCUCAUUAGCAAUGCUGUCCGACAUACUCCAUCUGGAGCUGUGACCAUCGAAUCAUGUGUUCCGCGUGAAGCCUGGAAAUCCGACCACAUCACAGUGGAAGUGGCGUUCCACGAUACCGGGUCAGGUAUGUCGCCAGAGAGCGUUGAAACGCUUUUCUGUGAGUUAGAACAAGUCUCCAACUCGGGAUAUCUGCGGAACCCUCAGUAUGAAAAGAAAUCAGAUGAUUCGACGAUGAAGACGGGGAGCGUCCUAGGAUUGGGUCUCGCCCUCGUUGCUCGCAUCGUUCGCAAUAUGAAUGGGCAGUUGAGUCUAAAAUCCGAGGAAGGGAAAGGCAGCUGUUUCAAAAUCAGACUCAAGUUCCCGCUGUCGGGAAAAGAAAAGCAGAGCAUCUCAGCAUGUUCGAAAGGAGACCUGUCGAGGGAUGAGAAUGGUGUUGUUCACCAGCCAGACGGUGUUGGGAAAGAUCAAGUAUCAUGUAAGACACAUAUAAGCAAGAACGACCCUGGGCGGACAGCAAGGGAAGGAGCUCAAGGCGAAGGCGAAGGCGUGACAUGUAACUGUGGCGAUGAAACAUUCACUUCUCCGAGCAACUUCUGCAACUUGGAUAUCUCCCUCAAGCCUAAGGAGGCCCGAAACCUCAGUCGCUCCAAGGACGAAGCCGAACGACCAUCCAAGCCUGAGCAUCAAAUAUCCACCGAUCAGAAACAACGCAAGUCAAGUGAAUCCGCUGAAAUGCCUCAGAUCUCCAAACUACGCAUCCUCGUCGCCGAGGAUGAUCCCAUCAACAGCACGAUCGUGAAGAAGCGUUUGGAGAAACUCGAUUAUAUGGUUCAAAUGACAAGCAACGGCAAGCAGUGUGCUUCUCUUUACAUUGAAUGGCCCCACUCCUUUGAUGCCAUCUUGAUGGAUCUCCAGAUGCCCAUCGUAGACGGGAUCACAGCUACGAAAAUGAUACGGGAUCACGAAGCCCAAUUCUUUGAAAACUGCCGCAUUUCCAUCUUCGCAGUCUCCGCUUCUUUGAAAGAGAGCGAUCGACAAGCCUACAUUGACGCUGGCUUCGACGGCUGGAUCAUGAAGCCGAUUGAUUUUCAGCGCGUGGACGAGCUGCUACAGGGAUUGGAGGACAAAAACAACCGCGAGUCAUGUCUCUACAAACCUAGCACGUGGGAGCAGGGAGGCUGGUUCCAAGCUGAUGAGGAAGAAGCUAGUUCCUAG